UUAUUUUCUUAUAUCAAAAAUCAGGAUGGAAACCAAAAACAAAGAUCUAGAAGAUGAUGAAGAGUUAGCUGCUUUACGUAUGGCGGCUUUAGCAACUUUAAAAUCUAGACCACUUAAAAAGACUGAGAGUGCAAACCUGGUACUGAAUGCAUCGGAUCAUGCUGCAGCUUUAUUUAGACAAAAGUUUCCUGAUAGUGAAAUCUCUAAAAAAUACUCUGGGGCUAAAACGGCUGCAAUUGUUAAAGAAAUGAUUCACUCGACUGAAAGUAAUCAUGUUUCCAAAAUUGAUAGUAUAGUGACACCAUCUAGUAAUACACCAAACUAUGCAUCUAAUAACUUAUCAAAACAGAUACCAUUCAUCCAGACAGAUCGAUUAGUGUAUUCUACUCAUAGCAAUAGUCAGUACACCUGGAGAAAAAGCAGCCAUACUUCUAGAAGAAGAGGUGGAGCAUUUUCAAAAGCUAGUCAAAGGUCAAAUUUGAUUGUCAUCAGUCCUGUUUCCUUGGAAGAAAAAAAAUCUUCCUGUGAAAAUGUACCAGCUCUUGUACUUCCUCAGCACAAAUGGAGCCAAUCACAAAAUGAAGACUCUAUGUCACCAAAAGCGUAUCGUCGGACAGGACCAACAAGGUUUCAUAGACAUGAUUCUGAUUCCGAAAGUAGUGACUCAGACAUGGAUGAUAACAGUGAUAAUGACUCUUACAGCAAUGAGACUGUAUUGCAAGAUGAACAUACAGAAAAUAAUUCAAGAUUGAGUCCUGAAGAAAGCAAUGAAGUUGGAUCAGAAACUGUUUUGGAGAAAGACAGGCUUUCUGAACGUAGAUUAAGUUUUCAAAAUCUGAAUUCAGAUAUAAAUCUAGAUAAAUACCAACACCAGAGUUCCAAUGUUUUUAAUGGUUUAAAAUCCACUUGUGAUUCUUCAGAUUCAAAAUCUGAAAAUGAUAGUAAGUCUUUCAAACAUGAAAGAGAUUCUGAAUACCCGUGGUUAUGUAAAUCUGAAAAUAAUUAUAAUUGCAAUCAAUAUAAUAGCACAAUUCUUUCAGUUGAAAAAAAUUCUGUUAAACAGACUAACACAAGUUCAGGAAAUGACAAAUCUAUUGAAACUUGUAACAGUAAUGUAAACUGUGGCCAAAUAAAAAACUGUGCAAAUAAAAGAUCAUCUGUAGAUCUUAAUAGGAAUGGAAACUGUGAACAAAUGAAAGUUUUUGCAAAUAAAAAGCCAUCAAUAAAUCAUGUAGUACCUGAAGCUAAAAGAUCAAUUUGGCUUGAUUCUGAAAUGCAAAAGGACAGCGUUCAAGAGAAGCAUUUGCCAAAUGAUGCGAGAAGUGUUUCUGAUAGUGACAAUAAGUAUGUAGGUCAAUCAGAGCCAAGAAAUCGUUUGUCUCAAAAUGAUUUAAGGUUUGAAUUAAAAAAGAGAAUGCAAGAUUAUACCUGUAAAAAUACUUCACCUACUGGAAAACAAGAUUCUUUGAACCAUUGUAUUCGCCAUCGUAGUUCCAGCCGUGAUAGGAUAAGUUUAAAUCGUGAACGAAAACGUAACCAAUCAGGUCGUUGGACUAGGUCUCGAAGUCGAAGUUCCUCAUAUUCUUCUACUACAUCAAGCAGCUCAUCAUCAAGUAGUAACUCAAGUCCAGCAGUGCGAUCAGUUUCAAGUGUUGUGAAGCCAGUUGAGCCUAAGAUUAUGGAAAGUGCUGAAAGUGAAAACCAAAAGAGUUCUAAAAAUGGUCGAAAAUCUAGCUUGUCAUCGUCGGACCCAGAAAAUAUUUUUUCUCUGAAAAGAAAAGUUUCAAAUGACCAGUACAAAUUUUCGUCCAUUCCUAAGAUGUGUGCACUUAAUGCUGAAGGCAAAAAUCAUGGUUUGUAUUUUUCAUUGAGUUAUAGUUUUAUAAUGGAUUUUAUUAAUUAUAAAAAUUUCAUGUUCAUUAUUCCAUUUUGUAAGUUUUUAAUCUUUCAACCAGCUAAAGAUUUGGCCACAAAAGGCCAUAAGUAA
Stegodyphus dumicola is the source of this 1987-nucleotide messenger RNA. RefSeq lists its product as uncharacterized. NCBI's taxonomy places the organism in Eukaryota, Metazoa, Arthropoda, Arachnida, Araneae, Eresidae. The record is from RefSeq and is a predicted model, not a curated record.